Messenger RNA from Bicyclus anynana (squinting bush brown), 5847 nucleotides. It is a transcript of the gene cut, whose product is annotated as homeobox protein cut. NCBI's taxonomy places the organism in Eukaryota, Metazoa, Arthropoda, Insecta, Lepidoptera, Nymphalidae. Gene Ontology annotation, biological process: regulation of DNA-templated transcription. The record is from RefSeq and is a predicted model, not a curated record. Gene Ontology annotation, molecular function: DNA-binding transcription factor activity, RNA polymerase II-specific; DNA binding. The coding region runs from base 851 to 4918 and encodes 1355 amino acids. The transcript is spliced from 12 exons.
GCGUAGUACUGGUGGGGCCUCGUCCGAAGGAUCGCACUGCAGUCGUCUGUCGCGGCAACGACGCGCGCCCGCGACCACGUCGUUCCGCUCCCGCUCAAAGGAUCACCUUACGUAAUAACUAAUCGGAUCGAAACCGUUCAUCCGAUUAUCGAUUGUGAAAAGUGAACUUUCGACACUUGUGUACUAUUUUUUGUUUAUUAUUUUUUUUUUAUCGCGCCACAGUGAACUUGAAUUUAUUAUUGUGCGCUCUGUGUUAUGUUAUUGUUUUGUUUUCGCACGGACUCGUAAGAUUAUUUUGGGCGUAGCUGUACGCUCUACAAUAUUUUUGUUGAUGACUUUGUGAGUGAAUUUUGGAAACCAUAUCUCGAAACGAUUAUAUGUUGAUGUGAUAAUUGACUUGUACAGUGAUAUGUGGACAUCACUGAGACAAUAUCAUCUCAUGUGACAACUGAACGUUCAAUAACAGUUGUCAGGCACAACACAAUAAGAAACUAAACAAAGAAACGGCACGCGAACUGAAGAAAAAAAGAACAAUCGAAAGCUACUACUGGUAACGAGAAUAAAAUUGUAUGUAGGUUUUGAAAGCCUGGGUGUCAGGACAGUAGAUUUGAAAAAAAAUGUCGCGUUCGAAGUUUGAAAUCGGCGUGAGCGCGCGGCGAGGGUGACGGGUCAUUAUGCGCCGGGAGUGAGCGCGGCGCGGACGUCCGGAUGCACCCCACCGGCGCGGCCAGCCUGCCCGCCGCACCGGAAGCGGAGGUGCAAGCUAUGCACUCGAUGGACUGGCUCUUUAAGAAGGAAAGGAUAUAUCUCCUAGCGCAGUUCUGGCAACAGGUACGUUCGCAAAACGAAGAUGCUGUGUUUCUAUAAGCGAGCUACCCUGGCGGAGAAGGAGGUAACGACGCUGAAAGAACAGCUAGCUACCACCAGUCCGACGCCCCUCCAAGCGACAGUACCCUCAAAAACCAAUGGCUCUCACUUAGAACCCACGAGAGAUCAGGGAACAGAAACAAGAAUACCCGAUAGAUUUAGUCCAGACAUCAAACAAGAGAAAAGAACAUCGCCAGACAUUGAUGAGGAUAUAGAACAAAAAAUAGAAAUGGCUGCCACAGCAAGGAGUAAUAGCAAUUCCUCGAGAAGUAGUCCUGUAGUCAAUCAGAGCAGUACCUUGGAGAACGAGCUCGCUGCGAAAGAAAAAGAGAUUGCUCAACUAGUUGAAGACGUGCGACGACUCCAAGCGUCGCUUUCAGCGCUGCAAGAGGCACACGCACAACAACUGCAGCGGUUAGAAGAGAGGCUCGACGAGAAGAAACAGCACAUCGCAAGGCUAGAAGCGCGGUUAGAUACACAAAGGGACUAUGACGACAUAAAAAGAGAAAUCAGCAUGCUCCGAUUCUCGGAGCUGGGCCCCACUGAGAGGCCUCACUCACAUUCACAUUCACACCCCAAAGACAUAUUCGGAUCGCAAAAUCAUUUACUCCGGUCUAUGGACUUGGGUCCCAACGAGAGAGUAGAGCGCAAAGAAGCCCUUCGGUCCCCCGCCACCUCAGCACACCGUGACAGCUCCACGGAACGCGAGCGCAGCGCGGAGAGGCGAGAUAUCGGUGGCGAGGAGUGGCCGAGCACGCCACCUCCGCUCAACAACAACACGACGCACCACAACAACAACGGGCCCGUCCCGCUGCCGCUGCCCCCGCCGAGUCCUUUCCGCUUCGAGGAGCACCGACCGUACAGGUUCGCGGACGACAUGGGUCCGCUGCCGCCCGGCGCGCUGGUGGGCCGCCUGGGGGACUCGCUCAUCCCCAAGGGCGACCCGAUGGAGGCGCGGCUGCAAGAGAUGCUCCGCUACAACAUGGACAAAUACGCGAACUCCAACCUCGACACGCUGCACAUAAGCCGGCGAGUGCGGGAGCUGCUGUCGGUGCACAACAUCGGCCAGAGGCUGUUCGCGAAGUACGUGCUGGGGCUGUCCCAGGGGACGGUGUCGGAGCUGCUGUCCAAGCCCAAGCCCUGGGACAAGCUGACGGAGAAGGGCCGCGACUCGUACCGCAAGAUGCACGCGUGGGCAUGCGACGAGGCAGCGAUCAUGCUGCUGAAGUCACUGAUUCCUAAAAAAGUUGGGAUGAAGGAUGGUAGUGCGGGGACAGGCUUCGGAAGGUCUGAGGGUGAUGGUGACGAACGACUCGCGCAUAUGCUGGAGGCUUCCCACUUGAUGAAGACUCCCACUGGUCAGCCCAACAAUGACGACUCCAGGAGCAAUGAAGAUUCCAGCUCGCCGCGAACACAGUGCCCUUCGCCAUUUUCUAAUAAGGACUCGAGUCAGAAUAGAAGAUUGAAAAAAUAUGAGAACGACGACAUUCCUCAAGAAAAGGUGGUCCGCAUAUAUCAAGAAGAACUGGCCAAAAUUAUGACCAGGAGAGUAGACGAUAUGCGCCACAAUCGCGAAGGCUUCCCUGGCAUGUAUCCUCCUUUUUUCAGCAGCGGCAUGCCUCCGCACAUGGAGCGACCGCCCGAAGACAUCCGCAUGGCACUCGAAGCUUAUCACCGGGAACUUGCCAAAAUUCAACCUGGCGGCAACAUUCCAAACCUUCACAACUUGCCAGGAAUGCCACCUUUCCCAAAUCUUCUUGCGCUCCAGCAACAAGCGAUGCAGGCACAAAACCAACACAUGAAUGGGUCUGGAGCGGUCCAAGAUCUCUCCCUUCCCAAAGAAAAGAGUACCAAAAUUAAUGGAAUGACUGAUAGUGAUAAGGAUAGACCUAUGGACGCCGAGGAGGCUAUAAGGCACGCGGGAAGCGCCUUCUCCUUAGUUAGGCCAAAACUGGAACCCGGCCAGCAGUCGACCGGAUCUUCGGCGUCGAGUCCACUCGGCAACGCAAUUCUUCCUCCCGCGAUAACUCCAAACGAAGACUUCAGUAGUUCUGCUGCAGCCAGUCCCUUGCAACGAAUGGCUUCAAUAACGAAUAGUUUAAUUUCCCAACCACCGAACCCACCUCACCAUUCGACGCCGCAGAGAUCGAUGAAAGCGGUCCUCCCGCCUAUCACGCAGCAACAAUUCGAUCUCUUUAAUAAUUUAAAUACGGAAGACAUCGUUAAGAGGGUCAAGGAAGCUUUAAGCCAGUACUCGAUCAGCCAAAGAUUGUUCGGUGAAUCUGUUCUCGGACUGUCACAAGGUUCCGUGAGCGAUUUGCUCGCCCGACCGAAACCGUGGCACAUGCUCACGCAAAAAGGAAGAGAACCCUUCAUCAGAAUGAAAAUGUUCUUGGAGGACGACAACGCUGUUCACAAACUGGUAGCAUCGCAGUACAAAAUCGCCCCUGAAAAACUUAUGAGGACUGGAAACUACAGCGGAGUACCUCAAUGUCCGCCAAACAUGACCAAGCCCAUACCACCGACUCAAAAAAUGAUCUCAGAUGCGACAUCAUUGCUGAGCAAGAUGCAGCACGAACAACUCCUCGGGCCCGGCCACCUCGGCCACCUGGGGCCCCCCACGCCACUGCUGCUCACGCCGCCGGGCUUCCCCCCGCACCACGCCGUCACGCUGCCCCCGCAACUCCACGACAACAACAACAAAGAGCGGAAGCCGCCGCAGCACCCGUCCCAACCGCACCACCAACCGCACCACCAGCCCAUCGCGAUGAGAGGCCUGCACCAACACAUGUCUCCCAGCGUUUACGAAAUGGCUGCACUGACGCAGGACUUGGAUACGCAGACAAUUACGACAAAAAUAAAGGAGGCGUUACUGGCAAACAACAUCGGCCAGAAAAUAUUCGGCGAAGCCGUGCUCGGCUUGUCACAGGGGUCGGUGAGUGAACUCUUGUCGAAGCCUAAACCGUGGCACAUGCUCAGCAUUAAAGGUAGAGAACCGUUCAUUAGAAUGCAAUUGUGGCUGAGCGACACUCACAACAUCGACCGUCUACAAGCAUUAAAAAACGAGAGGCGAGAAGCCAACAAGAGAAGAAGAUCGAGCGGCCCCGGCCAGGACAACUCCUCGGAUACUUCGUCCAAUGACACGUCGGAGUUCUAUCACUCGAGCUCUCCAGGGCCUACGUCCGGAGUGCCUUCUGCCAAAAAACAACGCGUGUUAUUCUCUGAAGAACAAAAAGAAGCUCUGAGGCUGGCGUUCGCCCUCGAUCCUUACCCGAACAUGCCGACGAUAGAGUUUCUAGCGGCAGAGUUGGGUCUAUCCACGAGAACUAUAACGAAUUGGUUUCACAACCACAGAAUGCGGCUAAAACAGCAGGCGCCGCACGGUCUCCCGGCCGAACCUCCCGCGCGCGACCAAUCUACCGCUCCCUUCGAUCCCGUGCAGUUUAGACUCCUCUUGAACCAGAGGCUCCUCGAGCUGCAAAAGGAAAGAAUGGGACUAGCGGGUGUACCGCUACCUUACCCUCCCUACUUCGCGGCGAAUUCUAACUUCGCCGCCCUGAUAGGUCGGGGUCUGCUGCCUCCCGACGAGAGGGUGAAGAACCCGACCGGCGGGCUGGACCUGUCUAUGCCGCUGAAGCGGGAGCCCGACGGGGACGACUUCGAGGACGACGACGUCGAGAGCAACCUCGGCUCGGAGGACUCGCUCGACGACGAAUCCAAGACUGAGCCGAAGACGGCGUCGACACCCGCGGGCCGCUCGAGCCGGCGCAAGCCGGCGGCGCCGCAGUGGGUGAACCCCGACUGGCAGGACGAGAAGCCGCGCAACCCCGACGAGGUGAUCAUCAACGGCGUGUGCGUGAUGCGCAGCGACGACUUCCGGCGCGAGGCGGAGCAGACGGUGCGCGUGGAGCCCUCGCCCGCGCCGCGCGAGCCCUCUCCGCCCGCGUCCUCGCCCUCGCCCUCGCCCGCGCCGCUCGCGCCGCACUCGCCCGACGUGCUGCCCGAGGACAAGAUCAAGACUGAGGCGGACGACGACCGGUGGGAGUACUAGACUGGUGAAUGUGAACUGAACUCUGUGGAGUGUUAGCGGUCGAAACGGGUCCGAGUGUUAGUUAAUGUCGCGUUGGACGGUUAUUUAUUUUAGAUAGGAGCGAUCCAUGCAAUGGACCGCGCCCGCUGCGGCGGCUCGAGUGCAAAUAUGUCGCGUAGUUAGAUGUGUUCUGUUACGAUUCGAUUGUAAGGCCAAAGACUCUGUACAUAGCGGCUCGCGGCGCGCUCGGUCGCGUCCGCUGCCGAAAGAUAAAUUGUAAAACCUACGAUACAAAAGUUGCAUUUUGCUUUAAUUUUUAUACACGAGAGUACUUCGAACGGGUACGUAUAUCUGAGUAUUGUUAAGUUAUGGCUUACUUGCGUUUGAUUCGAUGGAUGUAAAUAAAUAUACCAAAUAUGUAUCGACGUAGCACAAGCCACCUGUACAUACGUAGGCUAGCGUACGUUGACUUGUAAGAUAAAGUUUAUCGUUGCCGAUAAGUAGGGGUAGAGAAGGUUCAUUUAAUUGUUAAAAAAAUUUAAAGUGCAAUCAAAUGUAAAUUUAAGCUAUGGUCUAUAGUCUAUACGAAACCCCAGUUGAAAAGUAUUAUUAUGUUUAUAUGAACCAGUGAGGUUUUAAAUAUUAUAGAUUGGUUUACUUGAGUUACAUUUAAAUUAUGAAUUUUUAUUUUUAAUAAUAUUUUAUUUUAUUAUCUCUAUAUGUAUACGGUACGCCACUCCUUUUGUAGAUUAUUGCCAGUAUGUUAUCAUUCGAUAGCUAUUCCUUUCUUGCCCAGUCCGUAGAGUAUCAGAGUUGGAAUGAUAUUUUUUUAUUAUUUUAGAGAACGUACAAAUCUAGACAGAAAUAAAGUACACUACAGUUAAGCAAAUGAUGUAUUGCUUUUGGUUAUAGUUUUAUUUUAUUUUAGCAAUAAAUUUGCUUUUAAUCGA